AUGUGAGGAUGAAAGAUGGCGGACUCCGAAAUAUGUGUCAGGAGUAGCCGUCAAUUAUGGACCAUUCUGCUGGGAAGAUCCGCACUGAGAGAACCUACUCAGAUCGAGGCAGAGUUGGACAGAUAUUGGGAAAGACUGCUUCAAGGAUUGAGCUAUUACAAACCACCCAGCACUGCGUCUGCUGACAAACUGAAAGCUGACAAGAAUGUAGCUGCCCCCAUGAAAGAGUUUGGCCUUAGGAUUAGCAAAUUAUUGGCUCUAGAUGAACAGCAGAGUGUCCAGAUCUUACAGUCCUAUCUUCAGGAAGACUACAGAGGAACACGAGACACACUUAAGACUGUGUUUCAGGAUGAACGCCAGAGUCAGGCUUUACUUCUGAAAAUUGCCGACUAUUACUAUGAAGAGAGGGUGUGUCUGCUACGUUGUGUACUGCUCUUGCUCACAUACUUCCAGGAUGAAAGGCAUCCUUACAUGACGGAGUACGCUGCCUGCGUUGGCAAGCUGGAGAAGGACCUGGUGUCCAAAUACCGGCAGCAGUUUGAAGACCUCAUCAAAGCCGAGGCGCCAACAUGGGAGACUCAUGGAAACAUGAUGACGGAUGGCCAGGUGUGCCGCUGGUUCCGGCAGUGCUUGCGUGAGCAGACCCUGCUGCUGGAGGUGAUGUUCCUGUACUAUGCCUACUUUGAGAUGCCCUGCACCGAGCUGCUGAGCUUUGCGCGUCUCUUCAAGGAGCUGGGCUUCGGACGCCGCCAGACCAACAGGCACCUGGUGGACAAGAGCAUGGACACCCUGGUGGACCGCAUUGGGUAUUUCAGUGCCCUGAUCUUGGUUGAAGGAAUGGAUAUUGACUUCCUCCAUAAGUGUGCUCUGGAGGACCGCACAGACCAACAUCAGUUCCACAACACUCCGGAAAUCUGCAAGGAGAUGGACCAGAUGCUGCUGACGUUUGGGGACAUCCCCCACCACGGGCCGGUGCUGCUGGGCUGGGUGCUGCUGCGCCACACCCUGUCCCCCGAGGAGGGCAGCGCGGCCGUCACGCGCCUCGGCCUCAUCACGCUGCAGCUCGACGUCUUCAGCUACCUCACCAGCAUGCUGCAGGCCCUCAGCUCCACGGGCAACAAUUGUACAGCCAGCACGGCACGCAUGUGUAUCUACGGCCUCCUCUCUUUUGUCAUCACGUCGUUCGAGGAGGACACCUUGGGGAGCCAGCAGCACCUUGUGAAUGCAGUGUGUGAGGUGCUGGCUGCUCCUAGUCUGGCCGAGCUCUUCUGGGAAUCGAAGCCAAACAUGGGCCUGGGGAUGAUCCUAGACAGUGCAGUGGGCGUGUUUCCACACAAGCCUCGUCCCCUGCUGCAGCUACUGACUGCUCUACUCUCAGACAAACCCACAGCCAAAAAGGUCUACAUGUUCUUAGACAAGAUGUCCAUCUACACAGAAGUUUACAAGCACAAGCCCAAUGACGUGGACUCCAGUGAUGACGAGACCAUCUGGAGAAGAAAAGUGCCAAAGCUCAUCUACCCUUUAGGUUCUGGACAGACUAACCUGCGUAUGCCUCUGGGUGUGCUGGGCCAGGUGGCGGUGAGUCCUGAGGGCUUGGUGGUGCGCUGGGAGUACAACUACUCCUGCUGGAGCCUCUUCACCUGCGAAAUAGAGAUGCUGCUGCAUGUGGUGUCCACCGCAGAUGUGCUGGUCCACUGUGAGCGUGUGAAGCCCAUCCUGGACCUGCUCCACCAGGUGAUCAGCACCGACUGGACCGUAUCCGACUGCCUCCUCCCCCUCACCUCACGCAUCUACAUGCUGCUGCAGAGGCUGACAUCUGUUAUAACCCCCCCUGUGGACGUCAUCACGUCGUGUGUCAACUGCCUCACGGUGCUUGCUGCAAGGCAGCCAGGAAAGGUUUGGUCCAGUCUACACCAUACUGGCUUCCUGCCUUUCACGUCCUCUCCUCUUACAAAUAUGGCCCAGUGCAUCAGUGCGGAUGGAAUGCGCGCCGGUAACUAUGGCAACCUGUUGGUGCUAAUCGAGCAGCCUCGUGGAGAGUAUGCUGUGACCAUUGCCUUCCUCAAACUCGUCACUACACUUGUCAAGGGACAGCUGGGCAGUACCCAGAGCCGAGGCCUGAUCCCAUGUGUGUUACUGGUGCUAAAGGAGAUGUUGCCUACCUACCACAAGUGGCGCUACAAUACCUACGGAGUCCGAGAGAGGAUCGGAUGUCUUAUUCUGGAGCUGGUCCAUGCCAUCCUCAACCUGAGUCCAGAGGGAGAGGCCCAGGACAGUGCACCCAGCCUCCAGGCUCUCUGCAUCUACAGUCUGGCCAACACAGAAGCAGGCCAAGCGGUUAUUAACAUCAUGGCAGUCGGAGUGGACACUAUAGACAUGGUGCUCUCGGCUCAACCCAGCAGUGGGGGCAGUGAGGGUCCUGGCCAGGUGCUGAUCCAGACAGUGAAACUGGCCUUCUCUGUCACCAAUAACGUGCUCCGUCUCAAACCUGCCUCAGACACCAUGUCACCCCUGGAACAGGCCCUCACACAGCAUGGUGGCCAUGGUAACAACCUAAUAGCAGUGCUGGCCAAGUAUAUCUACCACAAGCACGACCCCGCUCUACCUCGCCUCGCCAUCCAACUCCUCAAGAGGCUUGCCUCGGUGGCCCCCAUGUCCGUGUACGCGUGCCUGGGCAGCGACGCGGCGGCCAUCCGUGACGCCUUCCUGACGCGGCUGCAGAGCCACACGGAGGACAUGCGCAUCAAGGUCAUGAUCCUGGAGUUCCUCACCGUGGCCGUGGAGACGCAGCCCGGCCUCAUCGAGCUCUUCCUCAACCUGGAGGUCAAGGACGGCAGCGAGGGCUCCAAGGAGUUUUCCCUGGGGAAGUGGAGCUGCCUGGCGGUGGUGCUGGAGCUGCUGGACUGCAGGCAGCAGGGUCAGUACUGGUGCCCCCCUCUCCUGCAGCGCUCAGCACUCGCCUUCCUGCACGCCCUCUGGACCGACCGCAGAGACAGCGCCCUGUGUGUGCUCAGGACCAGAGAAAAGUUUUGGGAAAAUUUGACAACUCCUCUGUUUGGGACACUACCUACCAACUCAGACACACCAGAGCCUUGUGUUUUGGAGUCCUGUGCCUUUGUGAUGAAAAUCAUCGGCCUGGAGGUCUACUAUGUCCACAAGGACUCACUGGAAGCCUCCCUGAAGACGGUGCUUCAACGGCUGUCGAGUCAGCGUCGCUACGAGUAUUGGUCGGAGAGCGUGCGCUCGCUGGUGUGUGGCGUGUGUGAGGAUGACAGCCUGCGCUCCCUCAACGAGACACAAACACUCAUCUCCGCCUGGAGAACACUGCUCAUCCUCUCAACCAGCCAUUCAGAUGUGAUGCAGCUGACGGAAGACUCUGUGCGGUGUAAGCUCUUCAUGGACGUGCUGGAGGGAACUAAAGCAGCUCUGCUGGUGCCUCAGUCUCUCCCCUGCCUGCGCCUGGGAUCCAUGAUGACCACACUGCUGCUCGUCCUCCUCAAACAAUGGAAAAGUGAGCUGGGCUCUGCUCCCCCUCUGCUGCCCUGCCUGUCCCUCAUGCUGGAGUCGGUGCUGCAGGCCGACUCGCGCCUCAUGGAGAGGACCAAGGCCAAGCUCUUCUCCUGCCUCCUCUCCGCCCUGCAGAUCCAGGGACUCAACGGUGGUGAGAUUUCCCAGCUGCCGCAGCUGCUGCUGUGCGUGUGCGGCACCAUUCAGGACGAGGCGCUGGCCCUGAUCGACAGCACGCGUCACAUGACCCAGGCGGCCGAGGUGCAGGAGGACUCCAUGGAAACGGACGCGCCCCGCAACCUCCAGACGGACCAGAGAGACGGGGUGUGUGUGUUGGCGCUGCACCUGUGUAAGGAGCUGUGUCUGGUGGAUGAGGACGGGGAGCAGUGGCUGCUGGUGGUGCGGAAGCUGCCGGUGCUGCCCUCGGUGCUGAGCGCGCUGGAGCUGAGCCUGCGCUCCAAGAAGAACCUCUACUUCACCGAGAGCGCCCUGCACCUGCUGCUCACGCUCGCACGCACGCCACAGGGGGCAGCAGCAGUUGCCGGAGCUGGAGUGCUGCAGAGCAUCUGCCUGCCUCUACUCAGUGUAUAUGAGGGACCAACCAAUGGAGCAACUCAGGCGUUCUCUCGGCGUGCCCAGGAUGCCCCCUGUUGGCCUGGCGUGUACCGGCUGUGUAUGUGCCUCAUGGAGUCCCUGCUCAAGACGCUCCGAUACAGCUUCAUCAACGAGGCCCUCGACUUUGUCGGCGUGCACCAGGAGCGCAUCCUACAGUGUUUGAACGCGGUGCGGACGGUGCAGUCUCUGGCGUGUCUGGACGAGGCGGACCACACGGUGGGCUUCCUGCUGCAGCUCUCCUCCUUCACCAAAGAGUGGCAGUUCCACCUGCCCCAGCUGCUCAGGGACAUACAGGUGAAUCUGUGCUACUUGUGCCAGACGUGUACAUACCUCCUCCACAGCAAGAAGAUGCUGCAGCACUACCUCCAGGCUAAGAACGGAGAAGCCCUCCCUCCAGGUCCCAUGGCCUCCAGGCCCCAGAGAGCGGCAGGGGGCCAGGCUGCCUCUUCCUCUUCCUCUUCCUCUUCCUCUUCCUCCAAGGCCGCUGAGGAGCGGGAGGAGGUGGAGCUGAAGGCCGUGCAGGUGGUGCAGUGCAGCCUGCUCAAGAUCCUCAGCAAGACCCUCAACACCCUGCAGCACUUCACACCUGACUGCUGCCAGAUACUGCUCGACCAGUGUAUGGACCUGGCCGAGUACAGGAGUCUGUUUGUGUUGAGUUUCUCCCCGGCUCUGGACUCGGACUCUGCCCCUUCCUUUGGGACCCUGCUGGCCUCCAUCAAUGUAGCACUCACCAUGCUCGGAGAGGUGGAGAAGAAGAAGGAGCCGGCAUCUGCUGUUUCCUCAGAGGACACACAAGCACUCAAGUCUCUCCUGAUGUUCACCAUGGAGAACUGUGUGUGUGUGCUGAUCUCCCAGGCCGUGCGCUGUCUGAAGGACUCCAGCGUGCCGCCCAGAGACAAGCAGAGGCUCAAGCAGGAGCUCAGCUCUGAACUGAGCACCCUCUUCUCCUCCCUCUCGCGUUUCUUCCGCCGUGGUUCCCCCUCCUCCCCGGCCAGUGGCCUGCUGCCCUCUCCCCAGACCAAGCCGGCCGCCCCGGGCCUCAAGGGUCCCGCCGAGGGCCAGGAGCCCCUGGUGCAGCUGGUACAGGCCUUCCUGCGACACAUCCAGCGCUAGUCCUGUUGACACCACAACCAACAUCAUUACAAAACCUGCACGGCAUGCUGGGUGAAGAAGACCCAACACCACACACCAUCCACCGCCUCAUAUUGAAGACCAAUAACAAAAGGACCUCACAUCCCGCCUCUCACCCCCACAGAGCUAAGCAAGUCCCUUCACCUCACCUCACCUCACCUCAGCUCAUGAGUCACACACCUCAUACAGCAUGAGUCAUGGAGCCAUUGGAGGCAUUAUUGUGUUGGGAGCUUUAGUGCUCCCUCCUGGCUGUGGAGGAACUCUAGUUUCAGGGAAUGUGGAAGGAGAGGGAUGGGAUGGGAUGGGAUGGGAUGGGUCCGUGUAGGCUGAGGUGCUUAUGGGGUUUCCUCUGGUGCCAAAGCGCAUGUGUUUUCUGUUAGAACAGUUGUGUGUGCGUGCGUUUGUGUGUGUGUGUGUGUGCAUGUGUGCGUGCAUGUAUGUUUGUGUGUUCGUAUGAGAGGAAGUGGUGCACAGACCAAGAUCACUUUUUUGGAAAAAAAAAAGCCUCAAUAUGGAAAUGUAAGGGAUUACUGUUUUCCAACGACUUACACACAGUCAAGGACACGUACUACACAACAAAAAUAUGUACAGAUAUGUAUAUCCACCUUUUGCUUCACACCAAUGUCUUGGACAUGCCUAGUUUUAUAGGCUGCAUUUUAACACCUUUACGUAUCCUUCAUGUGUAAUGACCAUUUCAACGCUUAUAACCAGUCGGGAGAGUGAAGUUGUACCAACACACCUGUCCCCAUGUACAUUGAAAGAAGAGAGGAUGGAAGGAUGCCUUGUGACAGUACUGUAUUGCUGUUUGUCUUUGAAUGUUUCUUAACAUUUUCUUGGAAGGGGUCUGCAUAGGUAUGUCAUGUAACGGCCGUUAGAAUGGCAUGACCCAUGUCAGGAACAUAAAGGAUGUUUAUGAUGCCCAAGAAGCGAAUGCCACAUUGACAACAGUCAUAAACAAUAAUAAUGUGUCAUGACUGUUCCUGAUGUCUGUCAUGUCAUUCUCAUGCACGUUACAUAAAACCCUUAUGUAAACCCCUUCAAAUAAAGUGUUACCAAGUGUUUUUCUCUUUAAUCGUUUUGCCUUUAUCACUUCUCUGAAACACAAGUACAGCCGGCCACAUUUCACUGGUGGUGGUGGUCUAACUAUACUCUUAUAUAUUUUUCUGUAUCUAUUGUGUGAAUGGGUUUGUGUGGUUGUGUGCUACCGGAAGAUGUAAUGCUGAAAGAAUGAUGACAAGCAUGAUAUUGAAGUUUGAAAAGUGGACUUCUUUUGUUACAGUAUGUUUAUACAAAAAAAUAAACAUUUUUUAUAGAGCAGA
This is a messenger RNA of Engraulis encrasicolus (European anchovy), 6572 nucleotides long. It is a transcript of the gene nup188, whose product is annotated as nucleoporin 188. NCBI's taxonomy places the organism in Eukaryota, Metazoa, Chordata, Actinopteri, Clupeiformes, Engraulidae. Gene Ontology annotation, molecular function: structural constituent of nuclear pore. Gene Ontology annotation, biological process: RNA export from nucleus; protein import into nucleus. The coding region runs from base 16 to 5235 and encodes 1739 amino acids. The transcript has 44 exons. Gene Ontology annotation, cellular component: nuclear pore inner ring. The record is from RefSeq and is a predicted model, not a curated record.